Molecule: messenger RNA, 1507 nt
Organism: Dinoponera quadriceps
Lineage: Eukaryota; Metazoa; Arthropoda; Insecta; Hymenoptera; Formicidae
Exons: 4
Coding region: 298-1425 (375 amino acids)
Biological process (GO): sensory perception of smell; detection of chemical stimulus involved in sensory perception of smell
Cellular component (GO): plasma membrane
Molecular function (GO): odorant binding; olfactory receptor activity
Source: RefSeq, a predicted model, not a curated record
UACGCGGGAAAUCCGUACAAUUAUGUCCGAACUCGUCAUGAACUUCCAAUCCCUCCGCAUUUGCACGUCAUUGACUGAACUCUGGGGCAUUGACUGAACUCUGGGGCACGUAACGACUAGAGGAAAAUCAAUCCGUCGCGUACGCAUGACUUGAGCACACACGAUAAAGAUAGAGACACGAAACGCAACUGCACAUGAUCCUGGAAUCAUUACUCCCCCGCGCUUGCGUCACGCUCGCGGACAUCGUCGGAAUGGCCGAUCGAUGUUUCAGUCGACGUUCACCCCGCGAACGAUAACAUGCACAGCCGACCCCGAAUUUUGGGAGGUAUUCAGAAGCGCAAUGUGCACUACGAGCACGACAUACAUUACGUCAUGCAGCUGUGCCGUUGGAUCCUAAAGCCGAUCGGCAUCUGGCAUUUCGUCCACAGCCGCUCGUCGCAAAAUAAAAGGCUUCUCCCAACCACGUUGAUUUUCACGUGUAUCUCCGUGCUCUGUUUCGUGCUCGUGCCUUCCGGCUCGUACGUCCUGCUCCGUGAGAAGGACAUUUAUGUUAAGGUGAAGCUCUUUGGCCCGAUCGGCUUCUGCUUAACCUCCGCAGUCAAAUACUGCUUCCUCGGUGCGCGUGGUACGGCGAUCGGCAGGUGCAUCGAACACGUAGAGGACGACUGGCGAAUCGUCCGACACGCGGAUCAUCGCAAUAUGAUGCUGAAGAACGUGCUGGUGGGUCGCAGACUUACCACUCUUUGCGUGCUUUUCCUUUACACCGGCGGGUUAUCCUAUCACACGAUCAUGCCGUUGUCCGCGAAAGUGAAGAUGAACGACAGCUUCACGAUCAGACCGCUGGUAUAUCCUGGGUACGACCAGUUCUUCGAUUCUCAGGCCAGUCCUGCUUAUGAAAUCGUCUUCUGCAUGCAUUGCCUGUCCUCUGUUAUCCAAUACACCAUCACGACAGCGGCGUGCAGUUUGGCCGCAAUUUUUGCAACGCACGCUUGCGGACAGGUACAAAUUCUGUCAACGCUAUUAAACGAUGUAGUCGACGGGAAAAGGAACGACGAGAACACUACCGUGGAGAAACGUCUGAGAGUGAUAACGAUGCAUCAUGUGCGAGUGCUAAGAUUUACGGCCGACGUAGAGGAAGUGUUGCGUGAAAUAUGCUUAAUGGAACUGGUGGCUGCGACCUUGAUCAUAUGCUUGUUGGAGUUUUAUUGCAUGAUGUACAGCAAAAUUGGUUCAGCCGCGUACGAAGUUAAUUGGUACGAUUUACAUGGACAUAAAGCUCUCGACCUCAAAAUGAUUAUCACGAUAUCACAGUAUCCACCGAAACUUACUGCUGGCAAAUUCUGUGACUUAUCCCUCAAUACUUUCAGCACGGUACUUAAGACAUCCGUAGUAUAUUUAAAUUUACUUCGGACGGUUACGGAAUAGAAAUUCCCUAUUUUUUAUUGUAGUUCGUAACAGCAACAGGUUGCAAAAGAUAGGUAAAUAUAUAUUUUUAUCCCAACGGAUG